Molecule: messenger RNA, 570 nt
Organism: Lolium perenne
Lineage: Eukaryota; Viridiplantae; Streptophyta; Magnoliopsida; Poales; Poaceae
Source: RefSeq, a predicted model, not a curated record
AUGCCGGAGCCUUCCCACGGGGAGGAGGCCGCCAAGUGCCGCUGCCGGCCCGCGCGCUCCGCCGGCACCUGGGCGCACAACAUCUCCAUGGGCGUGAUGACCGCCGCCGUGGCGCUCUUCAUCCUUUUCUCCAUCGCCGCGUGCCUCCUCAUGACGCCGCUCGUGUCCGCCGCGCGCGCCUUACGCCGGCAGGCCAGGCGGUACGGCGCCUUCUUGCCUGUCGACCACCCGCGGCCGCGGCCGCGCCACACCGGCCUCGCGUCCGAGCAAAUCAGCCGCCUGCCCAGCUUCGAGUCGUCCCCGUUCGAUCGAAACUCGGCCUGCAUUGUCUGCCUCGAGGCGGCGCGCGGCGGCGAACGGUGGCGCGCGCUGCCCCCCUGCGGCCACGCGUUCCACACCGCCUGCAUCGACCCGUGGCUCCUCCUGUCGCCGGCGUGCCCUGUCUGUCGUGCUACUGUAGCUCUCCUCCCAAGAAGCGAAUCCCAGACGGGAGACGGCAUCGAGAAACAGCCUCUGUCCCUCUACUUCAGUCCACCUCAUGGUGGCUCCCAGCGCCAUCUUGGGAUGUAA